Messenger RNA from Trifolium pratense (red clover), 1649 nucleotides. RefSeq names its product protein PELOTA 1-like. Gene Ontology annotation, biological process: RNA surveillance; nuclear-transcribed mRNA catabolic process, no-go decay; ribosome disassembly. Gene Ontology annotation, cellular component: cytoplasm. NCBI's taxonomy places the organism in Eukaryota, Viridiplantae, Streptophyta, Magnoliopsida, Fabales, Fabaceae. The coding region runs from base 106 to 1245 and encodes 379 amino acids. The transcript is spliced from 16 exons. The record is from RefSeq and is a predicted model, not a curated record.
UUAGUAAAAUAAAGGGUGCGAAUAGCAUUACUGUUUAGUAAGAACGUAUUGAAUAAAAAGAAAGAAAGAAAUAGAAGUUAAACGAAGUAACAGAAAACAACAGAUAUGAAAAUCGUUCGUAAAGACUUGGCGCGCAAUGGCCCUGGAUGCGUUAAGAUGGUGCCAGUGGAUUCAGAUGAUUUAUGGUAUGUAUAUAACUUGAUAGCUCCUGGUGAUUCAAUCAUGGCAGUUACUUUCAGGAAGGUUCUUAGAGGAGCUGAUAAUGGUGGAAGAGAUGCUCAUCGUUUUAAACUUAAAUUGGAAAUUGAAGUUGAAGAUGGUGUGGAUUAUGAUAAAGAAGGUUCAGUUUUGCGUGUUCGAGGGAAGAACAUUCUAGAGAACGAACAUGUCAAGAUAGGAGCAUUCCAUACUUUAGAACUUGAGUUACAGCGACCUUUUGUGAUCAGGAAGGAUGUCUGGGAUUCAUAUGCUUUAGAGGUACUCCAGCAGGCCUCUGAUCCUGCUGCAAGUGCUGAUCUAGCCGUGGUGUUAAUGCAAGAAGGAUUAGCCCAUAUCCUCCUUGUUGGUAGAAGUAUGACUGUUACUCGUUCACGGAUAGAAGCUUCAAUUCCUCGCAAGCAUGGGGCUGCAAUUGCUAGUUAUGAGAAAGCUUUGAAUAAGUUCUUUGAGAAUGUUUUGCAGGCAUUCUUGAGACAUAUAGAUUUCAACGUGGUUCGUUGUGCUGUAAUUGCAAGUCCUGGAUUUACAAAAGAUCAGUUUCAUCGUCACUUAUUUUUGGAGGCAGAAAGAAGACAGCUGCGACCUAUUAUUGAAAACAAAUCACGCAUCAUUCUCGCACACACAAGCUCAGGAUACAAGCAUAGCUUAAAAGAGGUUCUGGAUGCUCCAAAUGUUAUGAGUAUGAUAAAAGAUACUAAGGCAGCACAAGAGGUUCGAAUUCUGAAGGAGUUUUACGACAUGCUAUCAAAUGAUUCAUCACGUGCUUGUUAUGGAGCAAAACAUGUUGAGGUUGCCCAUGAACGUCUAGCUGUGCAAAUGCUUCUCAUUGCAGAUUCUCUUUUCAGGAAUGCAGAUAUACCAAAGAGGAAAAAGUAUGUUAACUUGGUUAAUUCAGUUAAGGAUUCUGGAGGUUCUGUUCAUGUAUUUUCAUCCAUGCAUGCCUCUGGAGAACAACUAGAGCAGAUAAGUGGCAUUGCUGCAAUUCUUCGGUUUCCUCUCCCCGAUCUUGAAGACAUUGAGAUGUAAUAGACAGUGUUGGUCAAUCAAGUUGGUGUUUAUUUUUAUUUUAUACUAUUCUUAAAUACACAGCUGAUGUCGCAACAGCCCCCCGAGGACUCCUAGGUUUGCGGGCUGCUGAGUUUGCAAGAUCUGAUGAACCAGGGGAAUUGUAGUAUAAAGUGUAAACCAGGCAAUGUUAAGUUAUAGUUGCUAGUUAUAUUUGAUGCCAAGUAUCUAUACCAUGGGGUGGAUGCUUGUGCUCCUGGGUAUUUAAAUGUAAUAUUUAUACUUCCAAAUUCUCAUCACCACACUUGCUUAGCAUUCCAUUUGUUUCUUUUCAAGAUACAAAUAAUGUUUGUGUAUAUUAAUAACAUUUUUUGUUAUCCUAUUUAUCUCAAUAAUUGAUUGAGUGAAAACAGUUCUACAAGUUU